Telopea speciosissima is the source of this 333-nucleotide messenger RNA. Its product is annotated as CASP-like protein 4A1. The transcript has a single exon. The record is from RefSeq and is a predicted model, not a curated record. Lineage: Eukaryota; Viridiplantae; Streptophyta; Magnoliopsida; Proteales; Proteaceae. Bases 1 to 333 code for a protein of 110 amino acids.
AUGCGCGUUCAUGCAAUGCAAGCCAUGACAAAUCAACUCCAAGAGAUUACUAGGGAGAGACCGCAAGUGCCUCCUCCAGUACAAGUGAAUCCUCCUCCACCUGCUCCAGCAACUGCUGCUGCACUUGGUACUCCUCCUCCGGCCCCUGCUGCCGUCGGAACACCCUUAGCACAAGUUGUGCCAGUACCAAAUCCCCCUGUUCCUGAUGCUCCACAAGUCCAAAUGGUGGCACCAAUGUCUGUCAAUCCCUCUAAGCUCUCAGAGAAGUUCCAGAAGCAUCGCACUCCUAUCUUCGAUUGGCCGGCUUGUGAUACUUUACUCCCUGCCCACUAG